AGUAUGCAACUUGGAAGAGAGCCUUCACUAGAAGCCAACCAAUCUGGAACCCGGAUUUUGGACGUCCAGCCUUCAGAACGCAUGCACACCACAGAACAUAAUCUUGAACAUUCGGAGGAUAAAAGCAUCCGAUCAUCUGUAAUUGCUCAGAUUCUCAAAGAUGGUAACACUAAUGAACAUGAAGAAGAUAUUCAGGAAACUUUCUUCCCAAAAGAAGAGGAAACAAAACCAGAGAUGGAAAAGAGUUUUUGUCCUCCACAAGGAAUGUUGAAUAAAAUUAUUACAAAUGGUAUGUGAAAUAAGAAAUGUAAGUAGAGAGAAAAUGAGAAAUUUAUUUGAUAAAUAUUAAA
This is a messenger RNA of Pteropus alecto (black flying fox), 350 nucleotides long. RefSeq names its product sodium/hydrogen exchanger 9B1-like. The record is from RefSeq and is a predicted model, not a curated record. Bases 4 to 297 code for a protein of 97 amino acids. NCBI's taxonomy places the organism in Eukaryota, Metazoa, Chordata, Mammalia, Chiroptera, Pteropodidae. The transcript has 3 exons.